AUGCAAGUGGGGGGAUACGAAAUUCCUGUCCCAGUAUCGUCUCUGAGAUACGCAUCACGAGCAUCAUCCACCUAUACGGAUAAAAAAUCUUCAGUUACCCCGACAACUAGUCUGGUUAAAUUAUCGAGUCAAGAACAUUACCAGCUCCUGAAAAAGACACUGCAAGUGCUCUUCCUUACCGAAUUUAUGCUACUAAUCGAGUUUACCGAAGUAUUGGUUCCUGUCAUUUAUGGCGGCUACUUGACAAUUCUGUAUCACUUCCCCAACCGAAGAUUUUACCCCCAGUUAGCGGAAAUUUCCGAUCAAGAACUCUGGGAUAUGGUCAUCAGCGUGUUGCAAUAUGGAACUCUCGAGCUGGUAUCGCUGACACUUCUCGUUCUUGUACUAAACCGUCUCGUCCAUCCGCAUUCGUUAAAACAGCUGGCCUUUGUGUUGGAGCGUGAAUUCUUUAUGGUACAACCAAAACUCCUCCUUUGGGUUACUAUGACUAUGCAGUCCACCCUCCCACACCUCGGGGUCGAUUACAGCUUCAAGUUUGCUUGGCUUAAACACAGUAGUAGUGACACCAAUACACAAUAA
This is a messenger RNA of Phytophthora infestans T30-4, 579 nucleotides long. RefSeq lists its product as uncharacterized. The record is from RefSeq and is a predicted model, not a curated record. The coding region runs from base 1 to 579 and encodes 192 amino acids. Lineage: Eukaryota; Oomycota; Peronosporomycetes; Peronosporales; Peronosporaceae. The transcript is spliced from 3 exons.